Molecule: messenger RNA, 1820 nt
Organism: Penaeus chinensis
Lineage: Eukaryota; Metazoa; Arthropoda; Malacostraca; Decapoda; Penaeidae
Product: calphotin-like
Exons: 3
Coding region: 130-1515 (461 amino acids)
Source: RefSeq, a predicted model, not a curated record
GGAACGAGCUGGCGAGCGCUGAAGUCGGUUGGACUCAGGAAGGGAAAAGGUGAAGGUCCCGUCGCGGCGAAUAUAAACACGGUUUGGCCCAGCAGUCGCCAGUGACCCUUCAGCCUCCUGCUUGAGAAGAUGUUGGCCAUAGUAGUGUUUGCCGUCGUAGCCGCCGUGCAGGUGGAGUGCGCGCCCAGCCAGCUGUGGCCAGCCGCCCAGAAGCCGUCUUCUUUCGCGCCGACCAAGAAGCCCAUCUUCGGGGCCAAGGAAGCGCCGUCGAAGGUGGACAGCGCCCUAGCCAACCAGCAAGCCUACGAGCAGUUCAUCAACACGUGGCUUCAGCAGGCGAGUCUUACUCUCAACCGGCCGGAUCUCCUGAAGUUCCUGAAGCCGAUCGCACCGGCCGCCGCCGCCCCGACGCCAGCUCCUGCGCCCGCGCCUGCCAUCGGGCAAAGCGUCGUCCCCAGCCUCGCUGAACCAAAGGUCGCUGUCGCGCUGGAGGAGGUCGUCCCGUUGGUGGCUGCUGGAGAGGCGCCCGCUGAGCCAUCUCUGUCCCCUGCCGACGCCUUUGCUGAGGCACAGGACGUCGCUGCCCCUGCCGAAGAUCUGCCCUUCUUCCAGGAUGCGCUGGUGGCUGGCGAAGCCGAGGUGGGCCCCGUCGAGUUGAGUCCAGUGCCCGUCCUGCCCGAGGUUCUCGCUGGGACUCCCGAGCCCGAAGUCGUCCCCGUGGCCGCUGAAGCCGAGGUCGUCCCUGUGGCCGCUGAAGUCGAAGUCGUCCCUGUGGCCGCUGAAGUCGAAGUCGUCCCUGUGGCCGCUGAAGCCGAGGUCGUCCCUGUGGCCGCUGAAGCCGAGGUCGUCCCUGUAGCCGCUGAAGCCGAGGUCGUCCCUGUGGCUGCUGAAGCCGAGGUCGUCCCUGUGGCCGCUGAAGCCGAGGUCGUCCCUGUGGCUGCUGAAGCCGAGGUCCUCCCUGUGGCCGCUGAAGCCGAGGUCGUCCCUGUGAUCGAGUUCAUCCCCGUGGCCGCUGAAGCCGAGACUCAAGGCAUCCCAGUUGAGGCUGAGCCGAGCCCCGUGGCCGUCGAGGCUGAGGUCGUUCUCGAGCCCCUGGUGGCGGCCGAGGCCCUCCCGUCGCUGGCAGAGCUGGACGACAGCGCCGUCCUCCUCGCCACCGAAGCCCCCCUGCCCCUUUUCCCCCUCGUCCCCGAGUCCGUCGCCGAGGAGCCCCGGCAGGAGUCCGCCCCAACAGCCAGGAGUUUCAGCUCCGUGAACCGCGCGCUGGAAGUGUCCCCAGCGGAAGAGCCGACGGCAGUGGCCCAGCCAGCUUCGGCAGUACACCAGGCUGCCCCUGUUACGCACCCUGCCUUCCCCGGCGCCGUCUUCUUCCCCAGCGUGGUCAAGCCUGUCCGUCUGGCCCCUAUGCCGGCGUCCAGCGGGGCCGUGACCACCCAGGGCCUCACCUACACCCUACAGUUCUUCCCGACGCAGGACCGUUCGCACUACUUCGUCUCCACCAGGCUCGGUAGCUGAAAGGGCUCACUGAGAUACCCUUUAGAAGUAAAUGUAGAUUCUAGUCUUCGUUUCCCGUUAAUCUUAUGACAACAAAUAGUUUGGCUCUCUCCUUCUCGUUGCUUAAUCGAAAUUACUACACUUUCCUCUCUGUAUUUUUCUGUAAAUAUCAUUUCGUAUGUAUAUACCAAUUCUUUCUUUAAAAUUUCAGGUCACUGCUCAAGAUAUUUUAUCUUUUUUUUUCAAUCAAAUAAUAUAAAAUCUAUAACAGAUGAACGUAAAAACAUACCUCCUUAAAAUAAUACACAAUAAAGUGUAAAACCUCA